Molecule: messenger RNA, 681 nt
Organism: Prunus armeniaca (apricot)
Lineage: Eukaryota; Viridiplantae; Streptophyta; Magnoliopsida; Rosales; Rosaceae
Source: the annotation of a GenBank genome assembly
AUGGAGGAGUUGCGUCAAAUUGCAUUUGCAUAUUACAAGGAUGUACCGGAGCACAUGAAGAUGUGGGUGCAAGAGUUCUUGUCGGAAAUCGACAAGGAUGGGAACGAAAAAGUGAGCCUGCAAGAGUUCUUGGCAUACAUGGGCAUGCAUGAAGAUUCGAAGCAUCUCUGUACCCCAAGUUUCUUCGAUGAGCUAAAGCAGGAAGGCAGGGAAGAGUUAGAGUUCAUGGACUUGCUGGCUCUCUUCUACAUUGUUUCCACUGGAAGGCCAUUCUGCAAUGGCCACUGCAAAAACUUCAUAAAGGGAGGGUAUUUCACUUGCGUCCAAUGCUUUUACCAUUCCCCCAAAACCUUCGAUCUUUGCCCCGUUUGUUACCUCGACGGCAAGUAUGUCCAUGGCCACAAAAACUUCCUUGAUAACUUCCUAGUGCUAAAAACCAAGAGGACAGUGGGAGAUAAUUUGAACCAGGACCAGCAUGGAGAAGCAUCAAGCAUAACUAGUAAGGCAAAGGCACCAGAGUCUGGCACUGGCAGUACACCAGCAGAGACAAUCAAUGCACUGGUUCCCGUGAAUCCAAGGCCUAAUGAUACAAGAGCAAGGAGGAAAGCGUUGAAAGCGAUAGAGAUUCUGCUCGCACUGGGAAAUAUCUUUGUUGCUUCCAGUCAGUGUACCAUUAUGUGA